This is a messenger RNA of Neomonachus schauinslandi (Hawaiian monk seal), 1475 nucleotides long. RefSeq names its product monoacylglycerol O-acyltransferase 1 (gene MOGAT1). The record is from RefSeq and is a predicted model, not a curated record. Gene Ontology annotation, cellular component: endoplasmic reticulum membrane. NCBI's taxonomy places the organism in Eukaryota, Metazoa, Chordata, Mammalia, Carnivora, Phocidae. The transcript is spliced from 6 exons. Gene Ontology annotation, molecular function: diacylglycerol O-acyltransferase activity. Bases 1 to 1008 code for a protein of 335 amino acids. Gene Ontology annotation, biological process: diacylglycerol biosynthetic process; triglyceride biosynthetic process.
AUGAAGGUCGAGUUUGCGCCGCUCAACAUCCCGCUGGCGCGGCGGCUGCAGACGGCCGCGGUGCUGCAGUGGGUCCUGUCCUUCCUGCUGCUCGCACAGGUGUGCAUUGGAAUCAUCGUGAUACUGAUCAUAUACAACUGUUGGUUCCUCUAUGUCCCUUAUAUGACAUGGCUUUACUUUGACUGGAGUACCCCAGAGCAAGGAGGCAGGAGAUCCAAGUGGGUCAGAAGCUGGACCGUUUGGAAGUAUUUUAAGGACUAUUUUCCAAUUCACCUCAUCAAAACUUGGGAUUUGGAUCCAAGUCACAACUAUAUAUUUGGGUUUCACCCCCAUGGAGUGCUUGUUGCUGGAGCCUUUGGAAAUUUUUGUACAAAUUAUUCGGACUUCGAGGAGCUGUUUCCUGGCUUCACCGCAUAUCUUCAUGUGCUCCCAUUUUGGUUCCGCUGUCCUCUCUUUCGAGAAUAUCUGAUGACCAGUGGGUCAGUCUCAGUUUCUAAGAAAAGUGUGUCCCAUGUGCUGAGCAAGGAGGAAGGUGGAAACAUUUCAGUCAUUGUUCUUGGGGGUGCAGAGGAAUCACUGGAUGCCCAUCCUGGAAAAUUCACUCUGUUCAUCCGCCAACGGAAAGGAUUUGUUAAAAUUGCUUUGACCCAUGGCGCCUCCUUGGUCCCAGUGUUUUCUUUUGGAGAAAAUGAGCUAUUUAAACAAGUUAACAACCCUGAAGGCUCAUGGCUUCGAACUGUGCAAGAGAAGCUACAGAAGGUCAUGGGGUUUGCUUUGCCGCUGUUCCAUGCCAGAGGAAUUUUUCAAUACAAUUUUGGCCUGAUGCCCUAUAGGAAACCUAUCCACACUGUUGUUGGCCGCCCAAUCCCUGUUCAUCAGACUCUGCACCCAAGCCCGGAGCAGAUUGAGGAGUUGCAUCAGACCUAUAUGGAAGAGCUAAGGAAACUAUUUGAGGCACACAAAAGGAAGUACGGUAUUCCCGAGCACGAAACUCUCAUUUUUAAGUAACUAUACUCUUAGAAGGCAUUCAAGAGGAUGAGAGAACAUCCCAUUGGAGGAUACAUAUUUUAACUAAGGACUUUUUUCUUUGACUCUGGAAUCAAAGUGGCAAAUGAAAAGUAUUAUUUAUGGUGACAGAUGUUGAUGUGUAUCCGUGGGAAAUAAAAAUACAGUGUGUGACUGUAGGAGAAGGUAGGAGAUGACUAUAACCCUUCUAAUAAUCCUCCUCAUUUGGGAAGGUGCAAGCAUUUCUCGGGGUAAGAAAAGGUUUAGGAUUAUUUGUGUGCUCAAAAAAAAAAUGACAGUUUCAAAAAAUAAUUAGACCCUUUUACCAAAAUCACAAGAAUUUAAGGUGGUGUCUUCACUAAAUAUGACAGCUCUUAUUUAGCACAGCUGGAACAGUUAGGAAACGGUGUGUAAACUAACUUUCCAUACCGAGCUAGAGGAGAUCUUUUUUUUUUUUUUUUUUUCUGCUU